CACAGGUAUUUUAUAGUGACUCUGGGGUAAUCAGCGAUAGAUCUACCGCAGCGAUAGUAAAAUAUCGAGUUUCUAUCGACGAAAUGGCACAUGUGCAACAGCCGGAACAGCAAACAAGUGAAGCUUUACAGCAGCUAAAAGGAUUAGAUAUAAAUAAAGAUGAAUCGGAAAUUGCAGCGAUUUUGAAAAGCCUACGCCUGUUGCUCACACAAAGCGCCGCCAGUCAACAAACUUUGGCACACAAUGCGGAGUUUGCGGAAUUGCUGCAAGCACUUGUGUUUAAUGCGUCUAUGAGAACUGAAAAGCGCCUGCUGCACACGCUAGCGCUGCAGGUGUUUGCCAACAGUGUGGUAAACAAUGCCAACACCCAACAGAUUAUUUGGACUAAUUAUGGAGAAAAGAUUGCAGAACAGGUGUAUGCUGCUCCACUGGGCAGUUCCAACAAUGUGUUGCUUAUGAUAGUGUACAAUAUUUACCUGGGCCUAGGCACAAGCAUCAUCAGUGAGCAGUUUGUGUUCCAUAGCUGUGUGCGUCUGUGGCAAGCGGUAAUUGAGGCUCGCUCGGAUUACAACUUUGAGUAUCUGCAUUUUAUGCUGGAGCUGUACAUAGUGCAGCAAGCACGUUCCUGCAUAGUCUGCUAUCAGCGUCUGACAGCUGUGGAAGAACGCAUAGCCUUUCUGGACUAUGUGGCGCAUUAUCUGCGCGAAAACAGUCCCAAUGGUGAGCUGAAUGCGCUGCUAUUGAAACAUUUCGCUAAGGAGUUCAAAAUGAAAUCGGAUUGCAUGCUACGCGAGACGCUGCAGCUGCGGCAUGAGCUGCAUCCACGUGAAGUGCAUACAUUGCUGCGUAUUAUAGCCAGCGCCAGCGGCUCUGAGCAGUAUGCUCGUUACUAUGUUGAGGAUCAGUCGCUCUUUAUUAAUGUUAGCAGUCUGCUGCGCUGUGUAGUUGCUGCUGGCAAGGAGAGUGGCACUAGCGCUGCCUGCUGUGUGGAUGCACCAAUGACCAAGCUGGAGCAUGUGGCGCUAAACUCCAAUAUUGAUGCAGACUAUGAGCAGAAGGUUUCAUAUGAGCUCAAGACGCUGCUAGUGCGUUGCACGGCAAACCUGAUCUAUGAGAAUGCAGCAAAUCGUGGCUAUUGCUUGGAUACACAGCUGCUGCCCACGCUGCUGGAAUGCACAGUUAUGGAUGCGCGUAAUCCAUUAAUGCGCGAGUGGAGCAUCUUGGCUAUACGCAAUGCCUGCAUCAACUGCCCGGAAGCGCAACAAGUGAUUGCUGGUCUCACCAUGCAGGGUGCUGCGCCAAAUGAUAUACUAAGCGAACUGAAUCUGGACAUGGGCGCAUUACGCAUCACAGAUAAAAAGCAAUAGCUAAAUAGAAAUAACGAGGGAGACUGUGUGAGCCAAAAGCCAUAACAAGUGGUCAGCUACGACGUCAUAUGCUUGGCACGACCAUUUCGCUGAAUGAUGCGCUAAUGGUAUGCCAAAAGAUCUAACAAUAUUCACAAACUCGUUGUCAACUUUUAAUAGCCGCAAAUCGCAGACGCCAGCGGAGGCAGCUCUAUGCGCUGGCAUGCGGCAACGACUGCCUGUUGGACUGGCAUAGCAUGUAGUGUACCAUAUACAUAUAUAUGUAAAUUGUAUAUAUAAAUAGCUGCCCGUGGCUGUGUAGCAUUAAA
Drosophila busckii is the source of this 1675-nucleotide messenger RNA. RefSeq names its product ataxin-10. Gene Ontology annotation, biological process: neuron projection development. Bases 84 to 1367 code for a protein of 427 amino acids. NCBI's taxonomy places the organism in Eukaryota, Metazoa, Arthropoda, Insecta, Diptera, Drosophilidae. Gene Ontology annotation, cellular component: cytosol. The record is from RefSeq and is a predicted model, not a curated record. The transcript is spliced from 3 exons.